CGCGCUGCGUGCUGGGCGCUGUCCUGGGAGUGGCCGCACCCGACCCACAACAGCAGCAGCAGCCGCAGCAGCCAGCAGCCCCCUCCGCCCUCCGCCAGCACCUCCACCAGCUGCUGCUGCCGCCGCUGCUGCAAUGCUGCCGCAACAACCUGCCGUACGGGGAAUACGAAACGGCGGCGGCGCGCUGCGUGCUCGCCGUCAGCAACAUCAGGUUCCCAUCAUCGUCAUCGCCCUCCGCGGCAACACCCGCACCCGCCGCAACACCAGCAGCCGCAGCUGUAGCGGGGCCACCGCCGACGUGGCUCCCCUCAGCCGCGCCUCCCCUGUCUGGUCCGCCCGACCUGGCUGUCACGGCGGCCACUCGUACGGCAGUUGGGUCGCUGGCGGCACUGGAGGGGCACCUGGGGCCGGCGCUGCGGGGCUGUCCGGCCCUGCCCGCCUGGCUGUUCACCGAGCUGCUGCCCCCCGCGCUGCUGGCCCCCGGGGACCGACCCACGCGCGUGCGGGCGCUGCACCUGCUGCGCACCGCCUGCAGCAGCAACAGCGGCUGCUGCCCCGAGGGGGACGGAGCUGCUGGUGGUGGUGGUGGUGGUGAUGGUGGCGGCGCAGCAAAGGGG
Messenger RNA from Astrephomene gubernaculifera, 617 nucleotides. The record is from the annotation of a GenBank genome assembly. Lineage: Eukaryota; Viridiplantae; Chlorophyta; Chlorophyceae; Chlamydomonadales; Astrephomenaceae.